CCUGAAGUCCGGAACACAGCGCGACCGGAAGCUUGUGUUUGCACAAAGCUAAGCUAUCGGUGGCUAGCCAGUUUGCUAUCGUAGUUUGGAUUCUGCUUUAAGCAACGAUCGGUUCUACAAUAACUGAAUUUAUUCUCCAGAGGAAUCCUGCUCUGUCAUCAAAAUGGGGAAGAGACAGCACCAGAAAGAUAAAAUGUACAUCACGUGUACCGAGUACACACAUUUCUACGGUGGGAAAAAAACAGAAAUUCCCCAGGCAAAUUUCAGACGCCUCCCCUUUGACCACUGCAGCCUCUCUCUUCAGCCCUUUGAGUACCCCAUGUGUACAGAAGAAGGAGUGGUGUUCGACCUGCUGAGCAUCGUUCCCUGGAUAAAGAGGUUUGGCACCAACCCCAUUUCUGGAGAGAAGUUGGAGGCGAAGAACCUCAUCAAGCUCAACUUCAGCAAGAACAGUGAAGGGAAAUAUCACUGCCCUGUUCUGUACAACGUCUUCACAAACAACUCCCACAUCAUGGCCAACAGGGUCACAGGAAACGUGUUCUCCCAUGAGGCGAUUGAGCAGCUGAACAUCAAAACCAAGACCUACAGAGAUCUACUGACAGAUGAACCAUUCAGCAGAAAGGAUAUCAUCACACUGCAGGACCCGACUAACCUGGACAAGUUCAACGUCUCCAACUUCUUCCACGUGAAGAACAAUCUGAAAGUGGUGGAUCCAGAUGAGGAGAAGGCCAUGCAGGACCCCUCCUACCACCUGAGGACCACAAACCUGGAGACCCAGGAGACGCUGGCCGAGCUGUACCGGGACUACAAGGGGGACGAGCUGCUGGCCUCCACCAUGAAGGGCCCGGAGAAGAAGAAAACAGACAAGCUCAACGCGGCUCAUUACUCCACAGGCAGAGUUUCGGCAUCCUUCACGUCCACAGCCAUGGCCCCCGAAACCACCCACGAAGCAGAUGCCAUUGCAGACGACACUGUGCGUUAUGGGUACGUGAAGAAGAAGGGUUAUGUGCGCCUGCACACCAACAAAGGGGACCUGAACCUGGAGCUCUACUGCGACAAGGUCCCCAAGGCUGGCGAGAAUUUUGUUCGGCUCUGCAAGAAGGGGUACUACGAUGACACCAUCUUUCAUAGAUCCAUCCGGAACUUCAUGAUUCAAGGAGGGGACCCUACAGGAACCGGCACAGGGGGCGAGUCCUUUUGGGGGAAGCCCUUUAAGGAUGAGUUUAGGCCCAAUCUGUCCCACACGGGCCGGGGGGUCCUGAGCAUGGCCAACUCCGGGCCCAACACCAACAAGUCUCAGUUCUUCAUCACUUUUCGCUCUUGUCCCUACCUGGACAGGAAGCACACCGUGUUCGGCAGAGUGGUGGGGGGUUUUGAGACGCUCACUGCCAUGGAGAACGUUGAAAGUGAUCCAAAAACAGACCUGCCCAAGUCAGAAGUGAAGCUGCUGAACGCCACUGUGUUUGUGGAUCCAUACGAGGAAGCCGACGCCCAGAUCGCUGCGGAGCGGGUGAAGGAGCUGCAGAAGCAGAAAGAGGAAGAGGAGGCUCAGAGCUCUCAGAGGAAAGUCAAAGAUGAUCAGCCCCCCAAGACCUUCCGGCCCGGUGUGGGCAAGUACAUCAACAAGGCAACAACGAAACGCUCAGCCGGGCAGGAGGAGGCUGGGCCUUCCACCAGCGCCGCCGCCGCCAAGAAGCCCAAGAGCAAGAGUGGCGGCUUUGGCGAUUUCAGCUCCUGGUAAAGCCACACCCCUCGCCUCAGCCCCGCCCCCUCACCCUCACCCCGCCUGUACCUGGACUGCUGUGGGCCCUAGUGCAGGCCCAACACUGCGGGGGUGUGAGGCGGAGAGCCGCAGGGGCUGCUGGGUAAUUUCACCAGUCCCAAGAAACCAGGUGAGGUGAAUUACCUGCAUUACCCGAGUAAUCUUUUAACCAAUGAAAAGCAGCAGACCCUGCAGCUUUCAGGACUAAGGUGGGCGGGCCCUGUUAUGAGGUGUCAUAAAGGUUUUAUUACUGAGCACAGUGUUGCCACGGUGAUGUGAUGUCAUACUCAUGAUUAGAGGACUGAAGUCACUCGGGCUGAACCGGGACAUGUACAGGUCUUCUAGGUCUUCACUGUAACAGUAACACUUUUCACCUCCUUAUUACAAACGUACAUUUUCUACUUUUUUAAACCGUUCAUUUUGUUCCUUGCUGAAGUAAUUUGCUGCACCCUGAAGUGCCGGAGUGUGGUGUGUUCUCGCACUGUCUGUGUGAAUCCUCCAUUCUCCUGGCCUCAUCUCAGCACUGCUGCAUGACUGAUACAGACAUGUCACCCCAAACUGCGGCUGGAACCCGCACUUUCUCUGAAACUGUAAAUAACAAUUCUGGCCAUUUCUUUGUGUGAAGCGUGAUGGUAAAAGUGGGAAGUCUCGCAGUGAGUCCUGCAGCUCUCUUCCGGAACCUUCCUGUAUUCGCCGGUGGAUGGGGGGCUGUGGGCAGGGUGGGGAAAUUAGAGCUGGUGGUAGCAGUAGAUCUCCACACUGCUGUAGGGAGGUGCGGGGGGGGUGCUGUAGGGAGGUGGGGGGGGGGGGCUGUAGGGAGGUGGAGUGCUCUGUAAAAUCCGCUGUUUUGUCCCCUGUGGUGUUUUUUUUAUGCCCCUGUGUUUCCCCCUCAGCUGGAGGGUGUAAUAAAAUGAGUUUUUCUUUAACAGGU
Anguilla anguilla (European eel) is the source of this 2693-nucleotide messenger RNA. RefSeq names its product peptidylprolyl isomerase (cyclophilin)-like 2 (gene ppil2). The transcript is spliced from 20 exons. Gene Ontology annotation, biological process: protein polyubiquitination; protein folding; protein peptidyl-prolyl isomerization. Gene Ontology annotation, molecular function: ubiquitin-ubiquitin ligase activity; peptidyl-prolyl cis-trans isomerase activity. Gene Ontology annotation, cellular component: catalytic step 2 spliceosome. Bases 164 to 1741 code for a protein of 525 amino acids. The record is from RefSeq and is a predicted model, not a curated record. NCBI's taxonomy places the organism in Eukaryota, Metazoa, Chordata, Actinopteri, Anguilliformes, Anguillidae.